Aptenodytes forsteri (emperor penguin) is the source of this 670-nucleotide messenger RNA. RefSeq names its product retinol dehydrogenase 2. Lineage: Eukaryota; Metazoa; Chordata; Aves; Sphenisciformes; Spheniscidae. The transcript has 3 exons. The annotation marks the transcript as partial. Gene Ontology annotation, molecular function: oxidoreductase activity. The record is from RefSeq and is a predicted model, not a curated record.
GUCAACGUGGCCAGUGUGAUGGGCCGCAUCUCCUUUUUCGGCGGGGGGUACUGCAUCUCCAAGUUUGGUGUGGAGGCCUUCUCUGACAGUCUCCGAAUUGAGAUGUGCAACUUCGGGGUGAAGGUCAUUGUGAUCGAGCCAGGCUACUUCAAGACAAUGAUCACCAACGCUGAGAACGUGGAGAAGAAUUUACUUUCCAUCUGGGAGAAGCUCCUGGAGGAAACCAAAGCGAGUUACGGGGAGAAUUACUUGAAGGAGUGUUUGGUAGCACUCAGGAAGAUGCAGAUGAGAUGCAACUCCAACCUGACGCUGGUCACGGACUGCAUGGAGCAUGCGUUGACCAGCCGUUUCCCACGCACCCGCUACUCUGUGGGCUGGGACGCCAAGCUGCUCUACAUCCCCCUCAGCUACUUGCCAUCAGCCCUCACAGAUUUCAUAUUCACCUGGUCCUACCCCAAACCUGCCCAGAAAGUCUAAGGCAGGGACAUGGCACAGGCAGCCAACAGGCAGCAGUAGCCAGAGCCCGGCAGCGCAGGGUGGGAUCCAGCAUCGCCCACAGCUGAGGCCAUGCCAAUAGGUUCCUGAAUUUCUAACUCAAUGUAUGUCUCACAACCCGCUGUCCUCUGCUAGCAGACUGGUUUGCUUCUGAAUAAAGACAACUCCUCCUCCC